GCUUUGAAGGCUUUGAAACGUUUUUAUGGAGCUAACAAAUUAUUCGGCUUGUAUGGAAAUGAAAUGGUAACGUUAAGUCUUCAUAUUGUGUUGGCUAAUACUGGUUAGCUAACGUUAGCUAGCUAGCGUAACUCUCCAAUCGAAAUCCGUUACUGGAUUAUCAGUUAUUUUAUAAAACAUAAACAUGCCAUUUUUAUUUUUAUUUGCUAAUAUUAGAUGACUAAAAUGAGCCACAGGCGAUGUACAGUAAAUGAUAGCGCCUGCUAAUAUUCGUUAGCUAGCUGGCUAACGCUAGCUUGUCAACGCUAGCUAGGCCAUGGCCCUGUCUUUAAGUAUGGGGAUUGCAGUAGGCUGCGAUGUUGAUACCAACUUUAGCCAACCAGCCGGCCAACCCAGUUAUUAAAACCCAAACCUGUGGAUAAUCACAAUGAGGGGUUGGAUGUUUAUCGUUAACAUUAAUUUUUUAUCAGCAUCAUUUUAGCUAUGUUGGCAAAUAGCGUUAUAAAAGCAGUCAGACGAGCUAAACAUCUUGAAUAUAACGUUAAUAGUUAAUUCAACAGACCGAAAUGAAUAUCACUUCUAUGUCGAAUUCUCCAGAAGAAAUUAGCCCAAUAAAUUAAAAUUUAGUAAUUGUAAUAUGAUAGUAAGCUGUAAUUGGAGAUAGUAGAUAAGAGCUCUAUUGAAUGAUGUGAAUUAACGUUUGCUAACAUUAAUCUUAUAAUGUCAUUAUGGUUUCUCAAUUUUUGGGCGCGGCAACGUGUCAGUCAAACGACAUAAUGUGUUAAACAUUUGAAUCAUUUAAAACGACAGCGAACGACCUCAAGAUGUCUUCUUCUUCAUUUGCAUUAACUCGCACAUUCAGCCCCCAGUAUGUCUACUUCUUGGCAACAUAGUGAUACGAUACUGCAAGCAGCAGGUUGCCAGAUUAGAUUCAUACCCUCUGUCAGUGGACUGACCAUCGUGUCUGCACAUCUUACAAAACAAAGAACAAUUUGCGGUGGUUCAAAAACCACUCUAGAGUAGUAGCUAAACCCCGUGUACUGUUCUUUGCAAGUUGCAUCCGCUAUGCACAGCACUAUAAUGGCCAGACUUUAAUGCCAUUUCUAUGUUUGUCUGUUAUGUCUUUGAAUUUUGGCCUGCUUGUGCCUUGUCAGUGUUUGGCAGGGUUCACAGGCUUGGGAGGAGCAUAUGUACAUGAAGUAUAUGGAAGUAGUUUGCUUAACAGGCUAGAUAACUGCAACUUAUAGUCAGUCAAACAUUUUUUUAAAUUCCCAUUUCCCAUUAUAGUUGUGCAUUUAUUAUCUUACUCCCCUGACUUUUUUUUAGUGCAAGUAAAGGCCACAACGAGUAUAUAUUUUUGUGUGUGACACUGUGUUUAAAUAGUUUCUCUUUGGUAUAUCUGCAGCUUUGUGCUGAAGUUUGGCUCCCAAGGUGUCAUGUCUGUCUCCUCAGUGCUAGUGAUGCAAGUCAAUACAAAUGAAUAGAAGCAGCAUCUUAAGGUCGUUUGGGCUACCUUAAGCCAAGAUUUAUUUUUAAAAAUUAAGGAUCUGUUGGUGGGGUGUAAUCUUGAGUAGGUAUUAUUCACAUUCAGUGGUUUGAUAUACACUUUCAUGCCUUAGAGGCCACUUGACAGAAAUGAUGUUUCUAGGAUCCAUUUAAGAAGGAACACAAUUCAUUUAUUGCAAAAGAAAUGGAAAGGUAAAAAUGAAAAGUAAUCAUAUCGCAUAUUAUUCUGUCUUUGUGAAUGUGUACGUGUAUAGGACAAUAUUGUUUGUUCUGUUUUCCUGAUGCAGACGGACUCAGGUGUCUGACAUCUUACCAACGUAUCAAGAUACAACCAGAGUGGAAAAAUUUGAUGAACGUGUGUUCAUUUGCUUACCUUUCAGUUUUGGCAGCAGUUUUCAAGACUAUCACAUCUUCCUUUGUUAAUGUUCGCAUCUAAGAUGCUUCAUACACUUCUAACUCAAUGUGGCUGCUAGGACAGUGAACAGUGAAUUUAGAACCACUGAAAGUGAAAUAUGUAUAGAACUAACAUUAAAGAUUUGUAUUAUGUGGUCUUAAACAUUCCCAUGCAUGUCAUAAGAUCGUAAUAACACAUUAAAAGUUGAAUGAGGGUGCCGUUUUAAUUGUAGUCAUAUAUUCUUCAUCCUUUUCUUUUUCAUAAAGGUUAAGAUUGGACGAAGAAAAUGCGGAAGAAGUCUCAUGUCCACUUUAUUUUCAAUAAUAUGAAGCUCAGAUGUGUGAAGCUGAAUUGUUGAAUGCAUGCUAAAACAUGAGGAGGGAAGAAGUGUGGGCAGUGUGUGAGAUGGGGGAAGUAAGAAGAAGUAAGACAAUUGAAGAAAGAAGAAUAAUAUGAAGUAAUGAAGUUACAGAAAUGAAGUUAAGGAAGUAAUCUGGAUAUGGUCACUGUGCUAAGUAAUUUUCUGGAGUCUCGCUCUGCAUCCAGGAGCGUGAGUCCACGGGGCUCAGGGAAGUCGGCAAGCCGCUCCCCGGCUCGCUCGCCUGCCCGUUCAAAAGAAGGCUCCCACUCUAAAUCUCGGUCACGGUCCAGGUCCAAAUCUGGGUCCCAUUCCCACCGUGGCUCACGCAGACACUAUAGCCGAUCUCGUUCCCGCUCAAGGUCCUAUCGUCGGCGAUCUCACAGUAGGUCCUACAGUGGAGAGCGGCGACGCAGGAGCCAUAGUCGCUCACCCAUGUCCAACCGCCGCAGGCACAUCGGCAACCGUGCUAAUCCAGAUCCAAACUGUUGCCUGGGAGUGUUUGGCCUGAGCUUGUACACCACAGAGAGGGAUCUGAGGGAAGUCUUCUCUAAAUACGGUCCCUUGGCAGAUGUCUGUAUUGUGUAUGACCAGCAGUCGAGGCGCUCCAGGGGCUUUUCUUUUGUUUACUUCGAGAACAAAGAUGAUGCUAAAGAGGCAAAGGAACGAGCCAAUGGCAUGGAACUGGAUGGUCGUAGGAUCAGGGUGGACUUCUCCAUCACAAAACGACCUCACACCCCAACCCCUGGAAUCUACAUGGGCCGGCCCACAUAUGGUGGAGGUGGUCCAAGCGGUCCUCGGCGCUCUUCACGUGACUACGACCGUGGAUAUGAUCGUGGAUACGACAGAAGUGGCUAUGAUCGCUAUGACGACAGGGACUACUACAGAUCAUACAGAAGGCGAUCUCCAUCACCAUACUACAGAGGGGCUUACAGGUCUCGGUCCAGAUCACGGUCUUAUUCUCCCCGUCGCUAUUGAACGUUGCUGUCAAGCCCCUCCUCUUCCCAAGCACAGACAGGAAAUGUUUCUGAGUGGUAUGACUGAUUUCAGAAUAGAUAUUCUUUCUUAAGGUGAUCAUCACACUUCUGUUUGCUAAUGUACAUAACCAGUAAAUGUAUACUGAGAUCAGUUGUGAAGCAGUGUCAUUUGACAUGACUCAAGCUGUCCCCUCAUGUUUUUAAUUUUAAAUGUAUAGGCAACAUCUGCCGUAAAUAAUAUAUUAAUGUUUUGAUGGGUUUUUUGUAUACAAAUUGAGGGAAAAAUCAUCUUUGAACAUAUUAAAAGGAAGAUUUUCA
Messenger RNA from Siniperca chuatsi (mandarin fish), 3553 nucleotides. It is a transcript of the gene tra2b, whose product is annotated as transformer 2 beta homolog. Gene Ontology annotation, cellular component: spliceosomal complex. The record is from RefSeq and is a predicted model, not a curated record. Lineage: Eukaryota; Metazoa; Chordata; Actinopteri; Centrarchiformes; Sinipercidae. The transcript has 8 exons. Gene Ontology annotation, biological process: positive regulation of mRNA splicing, via spliceosome. Gene Ontology annotation, molecular function: RNA binding. Bases 2400 to 3236 code for a protein of 278 amino acids.